Eruca vesicaria subsp. sativa (arugula) is the source of this 1377-nucleotide messenger RNA. NCBI's taxonomy places the organism in Eukaryota, Viridiplantae, Streptophyta, Magnoliopsida, Brassicales, Brassicaceae. The record is from the annotation of a GenBank genome assembly.
AUGCAAUCUGACUUCAAACACAUAAACGUUGUCCCCAUAGGAAACGAGUUCUUCGAUCAUCACACCACUCUUUCCCGCGUUCCUUCCUCAGGUUUCAAACUCAACCGUCUCCGUAAACUCUACACCCGCCAAGUCACCAACAAACACCUCACCUUCUCCAAAAAACUCUCCACCAUCCUCAACGACUUUCAACACGAUAUCCACCCUCUCUACACUAGCCUCCUCCGCUUCGUUUUCGAUAAAAAACGUUACACCUUCUCUCUAGGUCAAGUCAAAACCGCUCGGCACAUGAUCACAAACAUAGCUAAUGAUUACGUCAACCUUCUAAAGUUUGGUGGAUCAGUUAAAGAGUGUAAGAGCUUGAAAAAGAGUGCUGUCUCGGGGAUGUUUAGUGUUGUUAAUGAGAUCACUCCUAGUUUAGCUUAUUUAGAGCAGUUGAGACAACACUUGGUGAAGCUUCCUUUGGUUGAACCGGAGGUUCCGACGAUUAUGGUUUCGGGGUAUCCUCAUGUGGACAAGAUUAGAGUGGUUGAUUUUGUUAAAAGGUCUGUGGGUUUUGAGGGUUUGAAUAUGAGGUGUCAGGUGAUUGAUGGGGUUUUGGAUAAGCCUGUGUUUGGUGAGUGUAAUGUUGUUGUCGAUGCUUUGGGGAGUCAUCUUCGUGAUGUGAUUGUGUUGUUUUGUUUGGAUGUUUCUGGCUCUUGUGGUUAUAGUGUUGCGGAUCAGGUUGUGUUUAUGCAAAGUGUGAAGGGUGUGUUUGUGGACAGGCCUUUGUUGAUUGUUUGUGAUGAGAGUGAUUUGAUUGAAGUAAAUGAAGAAGAUUGGAGAUUGAUUGAAGAGAUGAUUGGUGGUGUGGGAGUAGAAGAAGAAGUGGGUUUGAUGAUUAGUGAUUUGAGGAGUGUGGAGGGUGUAAUCUCUGUGAAGAAUGUUGUGUGUGAGAGGCUAUUAGAUCAAAGAGGGAGGCUUAGUUGUGUAGCUAUGGAAAAGGCUAGGAUUUUGAGGAAGAACUACUUUAGACUUCAAGAGCUUGUUGAUGUUGAACAUAAAGUUUCAGAUGUUUUGUUUAUGCUUGAGGAGAUGGAACAUGAAGGAGUGAAACAAGUUAAGGAAGAAGAAGAAGAUGAUUAUAAAGAUUCAGAUGUUUUGUUUAGGCUUCAUCAGGAGCUGGAACAUGAAAAAGGAGUAAAGCAGUGUGAGGAAGAAGAAGAUGAUGAUGAUUUUGUGAUGGCUGAGGAACGUUUUACAGAGGAGCACAGGGACCAACUUGUUGCCAUUGGCAAGAUUCAACCGUUGAGGAUAUUAAUAGCAUUUGGUUUUUGUAUCCUUGUAGGGAAUACUUAUGGAGCUGUUCAACAGUGUCUCUCAACUUUAAGUUUUUGA